Aspergillus tanneri is the source of this 543-nucleotide messenger RNA. RefSeq lists its product as uncharacterized. The record is from RefSeq and is a predicted model, not a curated record. The transcript has 3 exons. NCBI's taxonomy places the organism in Eukaryota, Fungi, Ascomycota, Eurotiomycetes, Eurotiales, Aspergillaceae. The coding region runs from base 1 to 543 and encodes 180 amino acids.
AUGGCCGAUGGACUUAAUCAAGCACGUGCCCUAAGGCUGGCAGAGAUAAUGAACGACUACCGAACUCUCCUUUUGCACAUCCCCCAGCAGAAUGUACAAGUCCCGGCGGAGGACUAUUACGAAGAGGGCUAUGUGGUUCUCCGAGAGUCCUUAGCGGCUGCCCAAAACUUGUUGUCAUCCAACUACUGCCCUAGCAUGCCCUCAAUGCAGGCGGCUAAUGCAGAGACCGAAAAGGCAGAGCUACAGAGGGUCAUCCUCGAUGGAAGUGCACGCCGAUUCCAAGCCCACAAGAUAUACCUCCGCGCGGCGGCGGCGAAACGAUGGGCCAUGCAUCGUGCCAACGUUCUCCGAGGACAGAGACCAGGCCCUCAGCAUGCCGCUCAAUUAAAGGCCGUGAGCAAUACUUUUCGACAGGAGCUAGUGCAGGUGACGGACCAGCAUGUCGUUGCCGACCUUCGAGCUGCAGAUGUGCGGGCGGGUCAUUGGGUGAACGAUGAUCCAUCUUUGGGGGUGAUUCUUCAAUGGAUACGUUCACAUCCUUAA